This is a messenger RNA of Sphenostylis stenocarpa, 212 nucleotides long. The record is from the annotation of a GenBank genome assembly. NCBI's taxonomy places the organism in Eukaryota, Viridiplantae, Streptophyta, Magnoliopsida, Fabales, Fabaceae.
AUGGUGAUGAAACCAACCAACACACACGAGCCCACAAGUAAAACAUGGAAUAAUAUAAUAGUGAAUGAAAGCUGGUUUACUUUGGUUUCUUUCUCGUGGAAAGAAUUUACCAAUGAUAAUGAAUCUGUUCCUUCCUUUGUCUCUCAGUUUUGUGCCAGUGGUAUGGUAGGGCAGUUUGCAGUUGCACGCUGGCCAAACGACAACAAUCACGC